Molecule: messenger RNA, 1356 nt
Organism: Penicillium taxi
Lineage: Eukaryota; Fungi; Ascomycota; Eurotiomycetes; Eurotiales; Aspergillaceae
Exons: 2
Coding region: 1-1356 (451 amino acids)
Biological process (GO): amino acid transmembrane transport
Cellular component (GO): vacuolar membrane
Molecular function (GO): amino acid transmembrane transporter activity
Source: RefSeq, a predicted model, not a curated record
AUGUCUGACCUAGCGGAGAAAGAUUAUGCUAUGAAGAAGGAUGAGGAGAUGGUUAACAUGAGCGACCGUGACAGGCAGAUCUACGAGGGUGGCGUGGAAAAGUAUAAUCGCCUGGGAUGGAAGCAAUUAACAAUCGUCCUUAUUGUUGAGGCUGUUGCCCUGGGAAGUCUCUCAAUUCCCAAGACUUUUGCUACUCUGGGAAUGGUAGCAGGCGUCAUUUGCUCUGUUGGCAUUGGUCUCAUUGCCGUGUACACCAGUUAUAUCGUCGGCCAGGUCAAAGUGAAAUUCCCACACGUUACAGACUACCCCGAAGCAGGUAGAUUGAUGUUUGGCCGAUGGGGAUACGAGAUCCUUUAUGUGAUGCUGGCUCUGGAGCUUCUUUUGUCGACUGGAUCUCACUGUCUCACGGGUACCAUUGCCUGGGUUGAUAUAACCGGCAGCAGCAUUUGCAGUCUCGUCUUUGCCGUCGUCUCGAUGGUCAUCCUGCUUCUACUGGCUAUCCCGCCCUCAUUCUCAGAGAUGGCCAUCCUGGGCUAUAUUGAUUUCGCCUCUAUUAUUAUCGCUAUCGGAAUCACUAUCAUCGGAACUGGUGUACGAGCUCACGAAUCCGUCGGCCUCUCAAAUGUGAACUGGUCCGCCUGGCCCAAGGACGACAUCACAUUCGCCGACGGAUUCAACGCCCUUUCCAACAUCAUCUUUGCUUAUAGCUUUGCGCUAUGCCAAUUCUCCUUCAUGGAUGAAAUGCACACUCCUCGUGAUUUCCCCAAGUCAGUGUGGGCGUUGGGCUUGGCUGAGAUCUUCAUCUAUACCGUCACCGGUGCUUUGAUCUAUGCCUUUGUCGGCCAAGAUGUCCAGAGUCCUGCCUUGUUAUCUGCUGGGACUUUGCUCAGCAAGGUUGCUUUUGGUAUCGCCUUGCCCGUUAUCUUCAUCAGUGGUUCGAUCAACACAGUCGUCUUAGGUCGACUUAUCCACGGCCGAGUCUUCAAGAACUCCAACAUCCGAUUUAUCAACACAAAGAUGGGAUGGAUCACAUGGCUCCUCUUGAUCUCUAUCCUUACCGUCCUUGCUUUCGUCAUUGCCGAAGUCAUCCCAUUCUUCAGUGAUCUAUUGUCGAUCAUCACGUCACUUUUCGUCUCCGGCUUCACUUUUUACUUUCCCGCCAUCAUGUGGUUCAUGCUCAUUCGAGAGGGGCCCUGGACGAGUCCUAAGAAUAUUUUCCUAAGCAUGAUCAACAUUCUCGUUUUCCUGAUCGGUAUUAUUACGCUGGGUGCGGGAACCUAUUCCAGUAUUGAAGACAUCAUUCUUUCUUACGCUAAUGGUACUGUUGGAGGUGUGUUCUCGUGCAAGGCCUCAUAG